Messenger RNA from Polyodon spathula (Mississippi paddlefish), 3598 nucleotides. RefSeq names its product amyloid-beta A4 protein-like. Gene Ontology annotation, biological process: axonogenesis; central nervous system development. The transcript has 17 exons. NCBI's taxonomy places the organism in Eukaryota, Metazoa, Chordata, Actinopteri, Acipenseriformes, Polyodontidae. The coding region runs from base 152 to 2389 and encodes 745 amino acids. Gene Ontology annotation, cellular component: cell surface; membrane raft; early endosome. Gene Ontology annotation, molecular function: serine-type endopeptidase inhibitor activity; signaling receptor binding; transition metal ion binding. The record is from RefSeq and is a predicted model, not a curated record.
AGAAGCAGCUGUUCCAGCCCAGCUCGUUCUCCAUCACAAACCCUAGCAAUACUUCCAGAGAGCAGAGAUACAUAGACGUAUACGGGAACACAGCAAAUAGCUUCCCCAGUCAAACCUCGAACUUUUGGACAUACCGCCGCCGGGAAACAUCAUGCAGCAACAUUCGGCGUUGCUGCUUUUAAUAGCGGCUGCUUUGGCUUUGGCUUUAGAGGUGCCCACCGAUGGAUCUGUGGGUCUUCUAGCCGAGCCCCAAGUGGCCAUGUUCUGUGGGAAGCUCAACGUGCACAUCAACGUACAGACUGGCAAGUGGGAGUCAGACCCCAGUGGGACCAAGAGCUGCAUCGGCACCAAGGAGGGCAUCCUGCAGUACUGCCAGGAGGUGUAUCCAGAGCUGCAAAUCACCAACGUGGUGGAGGCUAACCAGCCGGUGACCAUCCAGAGCUGGUGCAAGAAGGGGCGCAAGCAGUGCCGCAGCCACCCUCACAUCGUGGUGCCCUACCGCUGCCUGGUGGGAGAGUUUGUGAGUGAUGCCCUGCUGGUUCCUGACAAGUGCAAAUUCCUCCAUCAGGAGCGUAUGGACAUGUGUGAGAGCCACCUGCACUGGCACACCGUCGCCAAGGAGUCCUGUGGUGACCGCUCAAUGAAUCUCCAUGACUACGGCAUGCUUCUGCCCUGUGGGAUUGACCGCUUCCGUGGCGUGGAGUUCGUGUGCUGCCCCUCCGACGCCAACCAACUGGACUCCACCGAGCUGGAGGAGGACGACUCGGACGUGUGGUGGGGCGGUGCCGAUGCAGACUACACCGACGGCAGUGAGCCCCGGGAGGUGGAGCUAGAAGACACUGAGGAGGCAGAGCCAGCACUGGAUGAGGAUGAUGAGGAUGAUGAUGAUGAGGGAGAGGAAGAGCCCGAGGGAGAGCCCAGCGAGCACACCACCAGCAUCGCCAUGACAACCACCACCACCACCACCACAACCGAGUCUGUAGAGGAGGUUGUCAGAGAGGUGUGCUCCGAAGAGGCAGUGACUGGGCCGUGCCGUGCCAUGUUCCCUCGCUGGUACUUCGACCUGGCCAGCGGUCAGUGUGUCCAGUUCAUCUACGGUGGCUGUGGCGGCAACCGCAACAACUUUGAGACACAGGAGUACUGUCUGUCAGUGUGCGGCACCGUGCUGCCAACUACAGCCGCCAGCACCCCCGAUGCAGUGGACAAGUAUCUGGAGACUCCUGGUGAUGAGAACGAACACGCUCACUUCCAGAAGGCCAAGGAGAGCCUGGAGGCCAAGCACCGCGAGAGGAUGUCACAGGUGAUGAGAGAAUGGGAGGAGGCAGAGAGACAGGCCAAGAACAUGCCGCGGGUUGACAAGAAGGCUGUCAUCCAGCACUUCCAGGAGAAGGUAGAGUCUCUAGAGCAGGAGGCAGCGGGCGAGCGGCAGCAGCUGGUUGAGACUCACAUGGCGCGCGUGGAGGCCAUGCUGAACGACCGCAGGCGCAUCGCCCUCGAGAACUACCUCACUGCGCUGCAGGCUGAUCCCCCAAAGCCCCGUCAUGUUUUCAACCUGCUGAAGAAGUAUGUGCGUGCCGAGCAGAAAGACCGACAGCACACGCUCAAGCACUUUGAGCAUGUCCACAUGGUUGAUCCCAAGAAGGCUGCCCAGAUCCGACCCCAGGUUUUGACUCACCUGCGGGUGAUCGAGGAGCGAAUGAAUCAGAGUCUAGGACUGCUCUACAAGGUACCUGGAAUUGCAGAAGAGAUCCAGGAUCAAGUGGACGAGCUGGUGCAGAAGGAGCAGGAUGAGGUGGAGGAGCAGCUGUCAGCCCUGCAGAGUGAGCCUCGGGUCAGCUACGGGAAUGACGCCCUCAUGCCAUCGCUAACGGAGAGCCGUACUGCCCCCAUCGACAUGCUGCCCUCCGAGGAAGGAGGCAUAGGCUCGGACGGGUUGGGAUACAUACACCCUAUCGGCUUCGUGCCCGCCAACACCGAGAACGAAGUGGAGCCUGUGGAUGCUCGUCCUGCUCCUGACAGAGGACUCACCACCCGGCCAGGCUCCGGCCUCACUGGCAUCAAGAUGGAUGAGAUCCCUGAAGUGAGGAUGGAGGCAGAGGUCCGACUCAGCUCUGGAUAUGAGGUGCACCACCAGAAACUGGUUUUCUUUGCAGAAGAUGUGGGCUCGAAUAAAGGAGCUAUCAUUGGGCUGAUGGUGGGAGGUGUUGUCAUAGCAACGGUCAUUGUCAUCACCUUGGUGAUGCUGAGGAAGAAACAGUACACCUCCAUCCAUCAUGGUGUUGUCGAGGUGGACGCAGCAGUGACCCCUGAGGAACGCCACCUCUCCAAGAUGCAGCAGAACGGUUACGAGAACCCCACCUACAAGUUCUUUGAGCAGAUGCAGAACUAGGGCCCCUUUCCUCACCUCCCCACACCCUCCUCUUUCCCCCAACACCACUCCUACCCCCACCCUCCAAAAACACAAUGCAGGAAAACGUAGUUACUUCCCUAAACCUUUAAAUAAUUGUUCCUUCUUUACCUAACCCUUAAAUGGCCUCAACCUACAUUCUUAAAGCCACACAACCCUAACUACAGUUUGUCCAAUAAAUAAGCCAUUUUAAAACCCUAAUGAAGUAACCAAACACAAACUAGUAUUUAAUAAGUGUAACAGCAUUUAAAAUGUAGUUCAAUACAGUACGUACUAACAUUUUCCCACAUUUAAUAUCCCACUGCUUGGCUACACAACUAGUUCAACGUUGCACACAUGCAUUAAAUGCCUGUUUCUGUUACACACUGCUGAGUGCAUGCUCACUAACAUAGCUAUUGAAGGCUUAUUACAGGACACCUAAAGUUCAUCCCUAAUCAUCUUUUCUAAUGUCCAUACACUCCACUUGUAUUCCAUGCCGAGCAGAACAUACAUUUCUAUUCCCUUAGUAUUUGCAUUCAGUUAUUUUAAAGGAAGAAAAACUAAAUGUAACCCUUUCUUUCCCUCUCUCUUUCGGGUGGCAGCUGUGCUGUGUGUUAGACGCUUAGGUGACAGAGGGUUCCUCAUGAAAUGUACUUUUCAACUAGCUUUUUGUUGUUUUUUUCUCUCCAAAAAGAAAAAAAGCGACACUGAAAUUGAAUGUUUUUUAUUUCUGUGUAAUGUAUAAAUAAGAUAGCUGUAACUAAUUAGUGCAUGACGAUAAUUACGAAAGAGAAAUCCUAAAAAAAAAAUGUGUUCUGCUAUUUUAAGAUGUAGAGACUGUGUGUUAGCAGGAUUGUAAAGUUAGUAUCUUGUGAUCACGUGAUUUUAAACAAAAUGAGAAACAUGCUUUAAGAUAAAAAUCAAUUCAGUUCUGUAUCCAGGCUUUGCCUUCCGUGCCUGCUUGUGGCUCUCUUCCUCCUGGUGUCGGAGGCAAUUUUAUUUUUAAAUUUUCACAUUUUUUUUUUUAUUUUGGCUUACUAUGCAUUGUGAGAAACUACCAUAGAAGUUCCUUGCAAUUUUUUUUUUUUUCUUUUUAAGAUUUAUUUUAAAAUUGUAUUUUUUUUUUUUUUUUGUGCAGUUGCUUUCAUGUAAAGGUGCUUGCUGCUGCUUCUGUGUUUAUGAUAUUAAAAAGUACAGGAAAAGAAAAAAAAA